This is a messenger RNA of Eremomyces bilateralis CBS 781.70, 663 nucleotides long. RefSeq lists its product as uncharacterized. The record is from RefSeq and is a predicted model, not a curated record. The annotation marks the transcript as partial. The transcript has a single exon. Lineage: Eukaryota; Fungi; Ascomycota; Dothideomycetes; Eremomycetales; Eremomycetaceae.
UGGCCGCUUCAAAAGCAGGACUUCCUCUGCGUUCGCGAUGUUGCCAGCCUCUUAUGGAAGGAUCGGGUACUCGUACGUUUCCUCCAUACCAUUUUUGAGCCAGAAGAGAAUGAUUGGGCACCUCGGAGGCGUCCCGCGACUAGUACAGCUGCGUACCAGCGAGAACUUGAUCAAAUCUACCCUCCUGGGGUCCACGACAUACCGGUUCUACAACCCAAAGCUGCCAGACUAUACAAUAGCUUUAUGGGAGGCGUCGAUAUCGCGGAUCAACGCCGAGCUUACUUCACAUCGCACCUAAUUAGCCAGAAAACAUGGCAUCCUAUUCUCUUCUGGAUACUCGAUACGACUGCUUCGAACGCUCAUAUCCUCGGUACAUGCCAGUUUCGAAAGCAGAAUAUUAGAUACCUACAGAGCCUUAAGGAUUUCCGUCUACAGCUUGCCUGGAAUAUGGUCAUCAAAGGUAUCUCAGAUGGUCAUGGUCCCCGAGUAGUACAGGGCUUCAAUGAGCAGGAAGGUCCUCAAUUCGAGGCAACCGAGGGAUCAGGAGAUCCGGUAACUCGUACGUACGGCCAAAUACGGAGUUCCCGUAUCAUACUACUCUUAGAAGUGGUGUUCAUCGCCUGGCACGAAUUUCAAGAGGGAUGCGACGAUGGUGUUGGUUGU